Penicillium vulpinum is the source of this 1587-nucleotide messenger RNA. RefSeq lists its product as uncharacterized. Gene Ontology annotation, cellular component: mitochondrial envelope. The record is from RefSeq and is a predicted model, not a curated record. Lineage: Eukaryota; Fungi; Ascomycota; Eurotiomycetes; Eurotiales; Aspergillaceae. The transcript is spliced from 8 exons. Gene Ontology annotation, biological process: mitochondrial electron transport, cytochrome c to oxygen. Bases 1 to 1578 code for a protein of 525 amino acids.
AUGUCUUCAACACCAGCGGACCCUUAUCGAGGCCCCAUGAUUAACUACAGUCCUCAUGACAGUAGCAAAAAUUCGAAUCGGGAGGAUAUCAUUUCCUACGGUGCACAUCAAUUUCCCCAAGAUAGGCCCACUGAAAAUCGCUACCACCCUGAUACAAUCCAGCCAGUCUAUGGGUCUCCAUCGACUUUUAUCACGAACCACUCGCAUCCACGCCAGUCGGGCUCGCAUUAUAACACAACCGUUUAUAGAAACUCCCCAAUCCAGGGUAGCAGAAAACGACAACGUACCGACAAUGAUCCUGGGCCCAGCGGCGACACUGAUCACACGUAUGGGUACCCACCUAUCUUGCAAAAUAUACACAUAGGUGACCCAUCGGCUCCAACAGGCGAAUCGACCGACCUGACGUACGCUGAUCAUGUCGGCCCUUCGUCUUCCCACCAGACAUCGAACCAGGACUACCUCCAGAUUGCUCUCCCGCAACAACAUCACCAUCAUCGGCUACCACCCCAAGCAUUCGGGGCUGCGACCUCCACUGAUCAGGGCUCUGAAGCCAGGCAAAUCGACCGUAGCAUCAUGAACCGCCCAGGCAUGCCUAAACCAUGCCCUGCGCCAAAAGCACCAAAGACUAGAUUCGGUCCUGUGGAAGAUGCGACGUUGAUAGACCUAAAGGAGAAUUGGCAGCUUUCCUGGAAAGAUAUUGGAUUGUGGUUUCCAGGGCGAAGACAACAAACAUUGCAAGUCCGUUACUGUACCAAAUUGAAGGAAAGGAAUGUGGUUUGGGAUGAUGACUUGGACCAGAAAUUGAAAAAGGCGCUGAAGGACUAUGAAGACAACAAAUGGUCGCAGAUUUCCCGGAAGGUUGGGCCUGGUAUACCAGCAGCAACGCGCUCGGGCCAAAGCGGCUUCAAACUCACCCAACCUCAAACCUCCAAACUCCCUCUCCUGCCCCAAACGCCCCGCGUAAUCAACCCCAUCACCUCCAGGACAAUGUUCCUCCAACGUACAGCCUCCGCCCUCGCAAGGCGCUCGCCUGCCCGCGCUUUCACCCUCGCCCAGCGCCCUUUCUCUUCCUCCAUCGUUCGCUCCACUGAGAAGAAGUGGACUCCCAAGCAGGAGGGCAAGAUCCUGACCUUCGAAGAGAUCAAGGUCGAGGACGACCUCGUCGCUCCGGGUGCUAAGCCCGGUACCAUUCCCACCGAUGUCGAGCAGGCCACCGGUCUUGAGCGUCUGGAACUCAUCGGAAAGAUGCAGGGCAUUGACAUUUUCGACAUGCGUCCCCUUGAUGCCUCCCGCCUGGGCACACUCGCAGACCCCAUCAUUGUUAACAGCGCCGGUGAUGAGCAGUACGCCGGUUGCACCGGUUUCCCCGCAGACUCCCACCAGGUCAACUGGCUGACCGUCUCCCGCGAGCGCCCCAUUGAGCGCUGCCUCGAGUGCGGAAACGUGGUCAAGAUGAACUACAUCGGACCCGAGGAGGACCCCCACUCCCACGACCACGACCACGGUCACCACCACCCCGCUCCCGUCGAGCCCAAGACCUUCGCCGACUACGUCAAGCCCGACUACUGGUACCGGUAGAUCUUUAAU